AUGCGUAAGUCGGAUUCAGCCAUAUAUAAUGAGGUUGGGUUUGUUGCGCUGUAAAUGAUUGUCUGACGGACAGAAGAAAUUAGGCUAUUUUUAUAAUGUAGCUUUAAGGUGAAUCCACGGAAACACCACAGAUAUAUGUGUCAAAAUAGAUGACCAGCUAUGACACCUGAAUGAAGCCAUUACAGCAGCAUCCAGCUGUGCGCAUAUAGCCGUGAGGCAGGCUGGGCUGGGAACGCCCGGGUGGAAUCGUAUGUGGGAGGGAGGAUGGGAAAGGGAGGGAAAAUUAGGUAGGUGGAGUAGAGAGAGUAGUAGUGUAGUGUAGAAACCGCUUUCUCUCUCUUCAGUCUCCGGUCCACACAGUCUGCUCAUCAACCGAUGGAGUAGAGCUCCUCUUGACACGCAGAGAGCAGGUCACCAGGUUACUCCCCUAUGAUGCGCUGCCUGCUGUUACCGUGAGCGGUAUCAGCUGUAGCUAGCGCGGCAGAGCGGCAGGUCGCUUCCAGGGUCUCCCCAGCCUAAACGGCACUAUCUAUGGAUAGUUCGCCAAAGUGCGCUUCUUCAGAGGGCUGUUGGUGUCCGGUUUCCCUGAAUCUCUCUCUCUCUGUCACUCCCUGGCUGGCUCUCUCAGUGUUAUCGCGACCCACCGGGAGUUUGGAGACGACACAAUCACCACCCAACACGCGCUCGACCGGGGCCAGGCUGUGCGAGUCACGGAUCGCUCCCGAGCCGCCCUGCGCGCUCGCCCUCGCGCUCGCCCCUAUGGAGGGGGACGUGAUGGACAAGCUGGAGGACAUGGCCUCGGUGUACGAGUUCGACCCGAUCACCGGGAACAUCCCCGCCACUAAAGUAGAGCUCACCGUCUCCUGCAGGUGA
This is a messenger RNA of Coregonus sp. 'balchen', 873 nucleotides long. Lineage: Eukaryota; Metazoa; Chordata; Actinopteri; Salmoniformes; Salmonidae. The record is from the annotation of a GenBank genome assembly.